Diospyros lotus (date-plum) is the source of this 2434-nucleotide messenger RNA. Its product is annotated as la-related protein 1C. The record is from RefSeq and is a predicted model, not a curated record. The transcript has 6 exons. NCBI's taxonomy places the organism in Eukaryota, Viridiplantae, Streptophyta, Magnoliopsida, Ericales, Ebenaceae. Bases 404 to 2107 code for a protein of 567 amino acids. Gene Ontology annotation, molecular function: RNA binding.
AAAGGAAUUAGUAGAGAUGAAGAGACAAGAAGUAGAAGAAGAAGAAGAAUAAGACACAGAGAGAGAGAGAGAGAGAGAGAGAGAGGGGAAAGAGUAGGGAGAAGAGAGAAAGCUCGUUGGAGAGCUCAAGCGUCCGUGUUUUAUCCAAUCGGAUUACCAGAUUCCAGUGAUCGAUCGGUCCAGCAGCCACGCCUCGUAUAAUAAAACCCUAAUUUCAUUUCCAAGUAGCCCUACCGUUCUCUCUUCUCUCUCAAAAUUUUGAUCCUUCUUUCCUUCCUUUAGGUUUUUUUUUUUUUUUGGGGGGGGGGGGGGGGGGGGGGGUGGUUUAAUUCUGUCGAUCGGCUUUGGGAAACGUAAUUGGCUUAUUAUUUUUCGAAACCCUAAUUACGAUACCUAAGUUUUGAUGGCAGCCACUGCGAAUCACUCAAGUUCAGGCACAGACGAUGCCGCCGCCGCUCUCAACAGCCCUCAAUCAAAGCGAGGCGUGGCGGCAGCGGCGACGCGUAGUGUAGCGUCGCCGCGGACACAGGUCGUUCGGGGCGCCGAAUCCGAAUCGAUCGUCUCCUCCUCUUCCUCCUCCUCCUCCUCCGGCGCGGGAGUGGCUGGGAUGGCUCCUUCGUCGGAGUCGGCGGCGAUGGAUUCCUCUUCUUUGUCCUUGUCUUUGCGGAAUGAUUCUGUCGCGGAUGGUCAGCUGGAGUCUUCCGACAAUGGUGCUGGGAAUGGCAAUGCGGCUAAAAAGCCAGCUUGGAACAAACCUUCUAACGGUGCUUCCGAGGUUGGACCAGUCAUGGGGGCCGCUUCUUGGCCCGCCCUCUCUGAGUCUACGAGGGUUUCUCCAAAACCGUCUUCGUCUGAUUCUGUGAAAUCUCUCUCUGAUGGAUCGACCUCCGCGUCACAGGGCUCCGGAAGUUCAACUUCUUCCACACAGAAACAGGUCAUCCCAAAUAAUACAAACCAUAUUGUGACUCCAAAUCAUGUAACCCCCCAACGCCAGAAGCCUAUGAAGCGCAGUGGUGGGAAUUCAGGUGGGAGCAUUACCGCUAACGGUGGUUUCACUCAGCCAUUGCUGAGUCCAGUAAAUGAAAUGGCUUCUAAUAACACUGGAAAAUCUGGGUCAGCUGUUUCAGAGCCUCCUUCAAGAGAUCAUGCUCACAAGGAGGGCGGACACAAGGGAGGGUUUGGGUCGCAAUCACAUAGUGGGAGUGAUCAUCCACCACAACGCAACACAUUUAGGAGAGGGAAUGGUGGGCAUCAUGCUCGUGGUGAUGGCUCUUACCAUCAAAAUUAUGGGGGUAGGCGGGAUCAGGACCGUUUGAAUCACGAAUGGAAUUCUCAAGGAGCAUUUGGUGGCAGAGAUGCCCACGUCCAGUCACAAAGAGUUGUCCCUAGGCCUUUCAUCCGACCCCCACCCCCUGGUUCGGCUCAAUUUAUUCCAUCCCCAGUGCCCAUGCGCCCUUUUGGAAGCCCUAUGAUUUAUCAUGAAGGGCAGCAUCCAGUGUUUUAUGUUACAGGUCCACCACCCGAUUCAUAUAGAGCCAUGCCUUUUAUGUCGCCAAUAUCACCCCCUGCAAUGUUUUUCCCUGUCCCAGACCCACAGUUACCUGUUAAGAUAUUGAAUCAGAUAGAUUAUUAUUUCAGUAAUGAGAAUUUAAUUAAAGAUACAUACUUGCGGGAGAAGAUGGAUGACCAAGGCUGGGUUUCCAUUAAAUUAAUAGCAACGUUCAAAAAAGUUUCGCAGUUGACAGACAAUAUCCAGCUUAUAUUGGAUGCGCUGCAUGCAUCAACUGUUGUGGAAGUGCAGGGUGAUAAAGUAAGAAGGCGGAAUGAGUGGUCAAGAUGGCUCAUGCCCCCUUCUGUUCAAGGUCAUGUAGUCUCUGGUCCUCGAUCUUUGGGGACAUCAUCCAGUUCUGACAAGCUUGCUGCUAACAUCCAAGGUGUUUCACUGGAGGAGCAGACAAGCAAACAAGGUGGGGCUGAUGCAUUCCAUGGUAGACUGUCAUCCGGGGAUUUGUGUAGCCCAUCUCAACAAACCAGUGGAGAGAGGACGGGCCAGGCCCGCCGCAACCAUCCCGAGGAAGUGCCUUCACCAAGAAGUUCAAGUCAGUGACAAUUUCUUUCGCCGGGAGUUUUUAAGGGGGGUUGAAGGCACUCUGACAAGCACUAUCUUGCAUAUUUCUUUGGAGAUAAAUGGUCGUCUUCUUGCCAUGGUAGGUUGGGACGUGAAGUUUCAUUAGCCAGAUAGACAAACAGUAUCAGAAAGGGAAAAUAAAAAACUGGAAAAAAAUUUAUAAAAACAAAAUAAGAGAAAUCAUAAAGAGGGCUGAAAAACAAGAGCUGGUAGCAUGAAAUUGUUGGGAUGUAUAUUUGAUUUUUGUGGGAAUGAUGGGCUUUGGUUCUUGUUAUUCAGUGUGACAUGUGUUCCGCUUGUGGUCAA